AUUAUUUUGAACUGGGGGGUUAAAGAUGGCGGAGGUGGAGACCAGGCAGAAGCUUCAGAAUAAUUCCUGGCUAAACCGUAAAGGCUCAGAGUCCUUGCUCAGGGUGGAGAUGGUGAGAGCAGCAGACAUUAACACGGAGAGGGAGAUGGUGGAUGAGUGUGCAUUGUGUGGUGUUGGUUUAGAAGAAGACGAGUGUCGUAAGAUGAGCGGAGACGAGACGGAGGAGCUGCUGGAGGAAGAGGAGGUGGCCGGUCCUGUUCAGAUUGUGGUGGCAGAUGAAGAUGAGCACCAGUUUUCUCUCGAUGAGCAGGCGCUGGAGCGCAUCCUGCUGCAGGAGCACAUCCGUGAUCUCAACGUGGUGGUUGUGUCGGUCGCUGGAGCCUUCCGCAAGGGCAAGUCCUUCCUGCUGGAUUUCAUGCUCCGGUAUAUGUACCAGCAGAAAUCAUCCACAUGGCUUGGGGGAAACGAUGAACCACUGACAGGCUUCACCUGGCGGGGGGGCUGUGAGAGGGAGACCACAGGAAUCCUGGCCUGGAGCGAAGUGUUUGUGGUUGAGAAACCAGACAGGACCAAGGUGGCUGUGCUUCUCAUAGACACACAGGGAGCCUUCGACAGCCAGUCCACCAUCAAAGACUGCGCCACCCUCUUCGCCCUCAGUACCAUGACCAGCUCUGUUCAGGUUUACAAUUUAUCUCAGAAUGUGCAAGAGGAUGAUCUUCAACAUCUGCAGCUUUUCACAGAGUAUGGAAGACUUGCUAUGGAGGAAAUUUACCUAAAACCAUUCCAGUCUCUAAUGUUUCUCAUAAGAGACUGGAGUUACCCUUACGAACAUGCAUAUGGCCUGGAAGGAGGAAAUACGUUUCUAGAGAAAAGGAUGCAAGUAAAGCAGACCCAACAUGAGGAGCUUCAGAAUGUCCGGAAGCACAUCCACUCCUGUUUCUCUAAUAUCAGCUGCUUCCUGCUUCCUCACCCUGGCCUUAAAGUGGCCACAAACCCCCAUUUUGAUGGCAGAUUGAGAGACAUUGAUCCUGACUUUAAAAAGGAGCUAGUGAGUCUCAUCCCACUGCUGUUGGCCCCAGAGAACUUGGUGGAGAAAGAAAUCAGUGGUUCCAAAGUGACAUGUAGAGAUCUUGUACAGUAUUUCAAAGCCUACAUGAAAAUAUAUCAAGGAGAGGAGCUACCACAUCCAAAGUCCAUGUUACAGGCAACAGCUGAAGCUAACAAUCUAGCAGCAGUUGCAGGAGCAAAGGACACUUACAUCAAGAGCAUGGAACAGGUGUGUGGAGGAGACAAGCCCUACAUCGCCCCAGCUGACUUGGAGCGCAGCCAUGAGGAGCUGAAGCAGAACUCCAUAAAGCAGUUCUGCACCAUCAAGAAGAUGGGAGGUGAGGAGUUCUGUCGCCGCUACCAGGAGCAGCUGGAGGCUGAGAUGGACGAGGCUUAUGCCAACUUCGUCAAGCACAAUGACGGAAAGAACAUUUUCUAUGCAGCACGCACACCGGCCACACUCUUUGCCCUCAUGUUUGCCAUGUAUGUGGUAUCGCUAGUGACGGGCUUUGUGGGCAUAAACUCUGUGGCAACGCUGUGCAAUCUGAUCAUGGGCGUGGCUCUGGUGUCUCUGUGCACCUGGGCGUAUGUCAAAUACUCAGGGGAGUUCCGUGAGGUGGGCAGUGUCAUCGACCAGGUGGCAGAAACACUUUGGGAGCAGAGGACUCCAAGAAAGGUGUUUUGCAAGCUUUUUGAGGUUGUCCGGAACAAAGUGACACUGAGCACGCUCCUGCCUGCUCAGCGAAACAGACUGCCCUCAAACAACAAUGUGAAGAAGAAAAACUAGUCGCUACAUUCUCUUUCAUAAACUCCUUUUUAGGACUUGCUCAGCCCCGAUGAGAGCGUGGCCUCGGCUGCACCGGGUUGGGUUUAAGAACAAACGGCUAUGUGUACUCUGUUCCGUACCUUUUGUAGAAUGCAGGAUGGCACUUUCAUCAUUGAGAUGUCCUUCCUUUCAUCAUGCUGACAUGGAGGACUGAACUCAUUUUCUUUUUUUCUUUACAUUUGUUAAUGCAUCAUCAAAUGCUUCUUGUAUGCUGUUGGUUUUGACGGUCAUAUUUGUGUGUGAUAUUCUAUCAUUCCCCCAGCCUACAUUCCACUUCUGACCUUUCCAUUCCUUAUUGUUCUUCGUAUCAUUCCCAUGUCCCGCAUUCCUUCCCAUUGUCUCUUGUCUUUUGUUUUUCUCUGCUCAGGUGUUGCAGCCUUUCUGUGAUUCAGUUUAUUUUAGGCUGAACUCCAUCCAAGCUUGCUUAAGUCGCUAUAAGUUACAAACAAACUGACGCACCAAUUAUAGAGCCAAAGUUUACGCCAUUCUUCGCACUCACACUGCAGUGUGUAUGAUUGUCUUUGAGCACUUGAGACAUUGGCAUUAGUAGCUUUGCUACUAGUGGAAUACAUUGGCAUUGGCCUUGUAGUUCAGGAAAGGGUGCCCUCGUCAACCUUGCUAAUGAGGUGGAUAGUGAACGUGCCGUCCUACUCUCCCCAGUGGUAAAAAGGCACAUUUUAUACUGUAAUUUACUUUUCCACUGAAUAACACAAGGCACUUAAUGGUUACUCAUAUUCAUAAUGUGAUGAAGGAACCUAAAGGAUUCAGGCUCUAUAUAUAGAUUUUUAAUCGCACAUUUCUUUGUUUUUGUCAAUCUUGUUGGUUAAAUAAAUACAACGCUGCAUUUUAUUCAAGAUGUAUGACAUGUCUUAUGUUUCACAGUAUUAUAAAGCGUGUGAGAUCAAAUCAGAGAGGAAAAGGAUGAACUGUACCAAUGGUGGUAGCAAAGUGAAAUUACUGUACACAGUUGCUUCUUUAGGCCUAUGUGCUGUCUCCCUGCUGUAUAAUAAAACAAAGAUGCUUUGAUAAAUCCAUCCAUAAGGAUGACGGCUGAUAUGUACGCUAUCCUGUACAGUUCUGAUUUUUUUUUUUUUUAAACUUGUCACAAAUAGGGCAUGUGUAUGGAAAAUAUAUGUACAAUUAAAAUUUUCUAUACCUUUUUUGUAGCUGGAACAGCAUCGGUUUUGUGGUAGGCCGAUGUACGGUUAAUUUAAAGGAAUGCUUUCUUGAUGUGUAAAUGUCCGAAGGAUUAAUUAUAUUUUUCCUUUUAUUUAUAUAUUAAUAAUUUGCCUUGAGCAUCACAGUUCCACUCUUGCUGACCAAGCACUGGAAUGUUUAUGAUCUUUCACUUCUCUUCAGUUUUUAGGGUUUUUUUUUUCCCUUUAAUUUAUUUUUCAAUACAAUAUUAAAAUGAACCACUGUAUAUCCAAAUGUUGCCAGUUCAUCUCAUGACUGCACUUGUACUGAAAUGUUCAACAUGCAUAAAAUACAAAAUCUCAUCACACUGAGAAGGAUACAUGCAAA
Molecule: messenger RNA, 3397 nt
Organism: Ictalurus punctatus (channel catfish)
Lineage: Eukaryota; Metazoa; Chordata; Actinopteri; Siluriformes; Ictaluridae
Product: atlastin-2
Exons: 15
Coding region: 26-1834 (602 amino acids)
Biological process (GO): protein homooligomerization; endoplasmic reticulum organization
Molecular function (GO): GTPase activity; GTP binding
Source: RefSeq, a predicted model, not a curated record